AUGUUGGUUUGGUUUUACAUGUGGAAGAAGAGACAUACUGGGAGAGAUCAAGAAGACGGUGGUGACAGUGACCUGGCCAUGGACGAAGAUUUUGAGAAGGGCACUGGACCGAGGAAGUUUUCCUUUAAUGAAUUGGCUCUUGCGACCACUAACUUUUCAGAGGGAGAGAAGCUUGGAGAGGGAGGGUUUGGUGGGGUCUAUAGAGGUUUCUUGCGAGAACUGAACUCUUAUGUUGCAGUUAAGAGAGUAACAAGGAACUCCCAACAGGGGAUGAAGGAGUACGCAUCUGAAGUGACGAUCUUCUGUCGAUUGAGGCACCGGAACUUGGUGCAGCUCGUGGGCUGGUGCCAUAAAAAAGGAGAGCUCCAAUUGGUUUACGAGUUGUUGCCAAAUGGAAGCUUGAGCACCUGUCUUUUUGAAGAAAAAACCUUGUUAACAUGGGCUAUGAGGUAUAGAAUUGCUCUAGGCUUGGCCUCUUCUCUUCUGUCCCUACAUGAAGAAUGGGAGCAGUGUGUGGUACACAGGGACAUCAAGUCCAGUAAUGUGAUGCUGGACUCAGAUUUUAAUGCUAAGCUUGGAGAUUUUGGGCUAGCCAGGCUUGUUGAUCAUGGUAAAGGGUCACAAACCACUGUUUUAGCAGGGACCAUGGGCUACAUGGCUCCUGAAUGUUUCAUGACAGGCAAGGCUAGUAAGGAAUCUGACGUGUACAGUUUUGGAAUUGUUGCAUUGGAAAUUUGCUGUGGAAGAAGAGCCGUGGGAACAAAGGCCGAAGAAAAUCAUUUCAGAUUGGUGGAGUGGGUUUGGGACCUCUAUGGCGUAGGAAAACUUCUUGAAGCAGCUGAUCCAAGACUGUCUGCAGAUUAUGAUGAUCAACAAAUGGAACGAUUGCUGAUUGUUGGUCUUUGGUGUGCUCACCCGGAUUGCAAUGCUCGUCCUUCAAUGAGGGAAGCAAUUAGUGUCCUUAAUUCUGAAGCUUUAUUGCCUCUUCUUCCUAUUAAAAUGCCUGUGCCAAUGUAUUACGCUCCUCCGGCGGUGCAGACAUCCUAUAGCACUAGCCUUUCUGAGAGAAACCACACCCAGUUUUCCAACUCCUCUAAUGGCACCACGGACUCAUCAAAGUUCAUACAGUGCCAUAACAUGGAUGACUACAGCGAGUUUGAUAAUCCCGAGCUUCUUCCGUCGUUCACACAGCUUGGUUAUGGUCAGAUUUCCAAUAUGACUACAAUGCUGAGUGCAGAGUUUCAAAAGCGCUCUAAUUUCUGCGUUAAGGAUCCGUGA
This is a messenger RNA of Vitis riparia (riverbank grape), 1278 nucleotides long. RefSeq names its product L-type lectin-domain containing receptor kinase IX.1-like. Gene Ontology annotation, biological process: protein phosphorylation. Gene Ontology annotation, molecular function: protein kinase activity; ATP binding. The transcript is spliced from 2 exons. Bases 1 to 1278 code for a protein of 425 amino acids. The record is from RefSeq and is a predicted model, not a curated record. Gene Ontology annotation, cellular component: plasma membrane. Lineage: Eukaryota; Viridiplantae; Streptophyta; Magnoliopsida; Vitales; Vitaceae.